GCAAGGAGAAGAGAGGAGUAUGGCCUCAAGCGACGAGAAGCCGGGGCCCACGCCGGUGGCCGGCGGAGAAGGCGGCACGCCGCCGGGGAGGCCGAUGUCGGUGGCGACGAAGCUGGUGGAGAAGGGGGCGUCGAUGCUGCAGACGUUGAAGCCGGUGCGGCAGAUGAAGCAGCACGCGUGCAGCUUCGCCCUGUACGGGCACGAUCUCGGCCGUCAGAUUGAGACCCACCACUACGUCUCCCGCGUCAACCAGGACUUCCUCCAGUGCGCCGUGUAUGACUCCGAUCAGCCAUCGGCCCACCUUAUCGGUGUGGAGUACGUCGUGCCUCAUCGAAUUUUUGAGACGCUGCCUUCGGAGGAGCAGAAGCUGUGGCACUCCCAUGCCUACGAGAUCAAGUCUGGGCUGUGGGUGAGCCCUGGUGUCCCGGAGAUGUUAGAAAAGCCGGAGCUGGAAUGGAUGACCAAGAGCUAUGGUAAGUUCUGGUGCACCUGGCAGGUGGACCGGGGCGACCGCCUGCCGAUGGGCGCGCCCGCCCUCAUGAUGUCGCCCCAGGGGGUGGGCUCGGGCUCGGUGCGGCCCGACCUGGUGAAGAGCCGGGACGAGAGGUACAAGAUAUCGACCGAGGAACUCAAGGAGUCGAGGCUGGAGAUGGAGGAGCCCGAGUGGAUCCACCCGAAUGCCGACUACUGGAAGCAGCAUGGGAAGGGUUUUAAAGUGGACGUGGUGGAGACGGACAUGAAGCGCAGGGCUCCGUUUCCAUGAAGGGUCUUGGGUUGGGUCGACUCUUCUAGUUCUGUUUUGAGUAUGGUGUGAUGGGUAUAAUAAAAGCUUGUUUGUGUUGUUGUUGAUGCCAGCAAUAAAUGAAGUUACUUUUAU
Molecule: messenger RNA, 877 nt
Organism: Phoenix dactylifera (date palm)
Lineage: Eukaryota; Viridiplantae; Streptophyta; Magnoliopsida; Arecales; Arecaceae
Product: oil body-associated protein 2B-like
Source: RefSeq, a predicted model, not a curated record